GUAAAUUAUUAAACUUUUAACCAAUAUCAAUAUGAAUUACGAUAUGCGAGACUCUUCGAAUUUUUCUUCCUCUAGACAUUCAAGAGGAUCUAAACGGUAUCAAAAAGAUAUUGAAAUGGAGUCUGACAAUGGAGUAGAUUAUGAAGAGGCUGAAUUUUUAAAAGAAGACAACUUAGAUAACCAACCUUCUACCAACUCUCGCUUACUUGUUCGUAGUAUGAGUAAAUCUCUAAGAAAUCUGGAAGAAUGAGAAGAGAAAGGCAUAGAUUCAGAAGAUUUAGAAAAUGAACAAUAUUCUCAAACAAGAAGAUUAAUUAAUAGAGAAGAAAGUAAAGGGGGAGAUACAAAAUAUGAAGAGCUACACAUUGAUCCUGAGAAGCAGAAAAGGAAUAUUGAGCAAGUUGAAAUUUUUUCAAAUGUAAUCAGCAAAUUGAUAUUAAGGCUCAAUAAUUUCACCUCUAUAUAUGUUGAUACAAAGUUCUUCUAUGAGCAGUAUGAUACUGUCAUUAAGAUCAGGAAUGACCUAAAUGAAAAACUCAAGGAAAAAGAUUCUGAGUGAGAUAUAAGAACAGUCAGGAUAAACUCAAUUUUGACCACAAAAGAGACUGAAAUUCUCAAUCAUUUUGCAGAGUGAUUAGGUAUGGAUAUUAUAGACAAGCAGGGUUUAUCACAAGAGAUGAAGGAGAGAAUGAAAGAUUAUUUUAAACAGUUCCCUAACAUCGCUGUGCUUUUCAUUCUUGAAAAUGUAGAAUACUAUGUUGAAAACUCAAAGCAAUCUCUUUUAUAUAAAAUCUUGGACAUGCUGCAGUAUGCUAAGAUUAAGUUCGUCUUUAUUGCUACUUCUCAAAGAGUGAAUAUCAUCGAUAGUUUCGAGAAAAGAAUCUAAAGUAGAUUCUCACAUAGACAAGUCCUAUUUUAUAGUGAAGAUUUUGACACCUUUAAAGAGUGAAUCGAAGAUACAAUUCAAAGUAUUGGCGAAUAUGAUGAGAUAUCAGAGCAAGGAAGACAGUUUUAGGGGCUCUUUGCAUGAUUUUAUUAUGGAUUCAGAGUAUGGGUGUGCAAAAAUUUUCCAGAAGUUAUUUGAUAAAGGAAAGGAUUAUGAAUUUCUUUGUAGAACAC
Molecule: messenger RNA, 1119 nt
Organism: Moneuplotes crassus
Lineage: Eukaryota; Ciliophora; Spirotrichea; Euplotida; Euplotidae
Source: the annotation of a GenBank genome assembly